Messenger RNA from Xyrichtys novacula (pearly razorfish), 17014 nucleotides. The record is from the annotation of a GenBank genome assembly. NCBI's taxonomy places the organism in Eukaryota, Metazoa, Chordata, Actinopteri, Labriformes, Labridae.
AGAGUAGGACCGGUGCCGCACAGCCCACUGCAGCCGCGGUAGGCUACUUCCGUACCGCAGAGGGCGACAGGCACCAGCCAGCCGAGACUGUGGCGGAGGUCCAGACACAAUAGACUGGGUAAGUUUGAUUAGCGAGCGAAAUAAAACAUCUGACGCCGAUAUUUUACCGAGGGGUGUGAGUGUACGGGUGGGUCUGCUGCCCGUGUGUGUGCUUAGGUGAAGUCUGUCGGUACACACGCAGAAAAGAAGCAAACAAACAACACGGUCGAGGUUAAUGGUUGCACGGAAAAUGGGCUCCGGCUAUGUGCAGGAGUGGAUUGGUUCCUGGCUGCUGUCUUUUAAACGGGUCGUUUAUAUUCUCAGUCUUGACUUACUCGUUUGUACACUAUCUUUUAAGCCUACAGAACCUUAAUGUUUUAUGUUAUCACCGAGGCUAACGUCGUUUGCUUCAUCUGUCACGGUUACCGGGUUGUGGAUUCACUUGUUAAGGAUGCUUAGCAAGCAGCUUUACAACGCGUCACUCCAAGAAGUAGUCUGGUCCCUGAAGUCGUUGGGCCUGGGUGUUCGUACGGAUUCAUUGCACACGACUAUUUUGCAUCAAACUUAGCCUCGCUUGACAGUUGUUGGCGUUAAUUUAGGGCUCUCUUUAAUCUAAAAAGUCUGCCAAAUGGGUGAUUUAUUCAACCAUCGCCGUAUAAUGAGCGAUAUCGACACAGAAAGGCUGAGGAAAAGUGGAGCCACCGGCUGGGUUCGCAUCGUUCCGUAUCCCAACAUGGUCGAAGCGGCGAACCUGCCGCCUGCAAUACACAAUGAAUGGGGACGAAUUCUCUACCGCGUCAGUUCGCUUGCGGUGGUCGUACCGAUGUGUGCCUCUUUGUAACAGCUUUACACCCCAUUAUGUCAUAAUAACCAUCGUUGUAGGAAAAUGGUGGUAAACUGCUGAGCUGAACGCCUUUAUGAGAAGCUGCUCAGACUGAAGGAGUAAGUCUCACUGUGGGUUCAUCCCGCAAGACCCUGGGUCAGGGGUGUCUGUUACCCCCAGUUUCCACCGCAUCAGGAACGGCUACAAAAAGGCUGAUAGUAACCAUUCAAGUUAAAGUGUCAAUUUCCACCGGCUUCUUUCCGUUCCACCGUGGAUCGCCAGACUCUGCAGCCAAUUGCAAGAGUUCUAUUUUGCCGGACACCGGUGCAUGCCGAAUAAGCUCAACACAGAUUAACCCGGGACAGACACAAAAUAAAACAUCCGUCUACUUUUCAAAAUAAAACACUCUGUGUUUCUGGCAGAUCGUAUUUCACAUCAUGCAAAUGGGCGGGGGCGAACAAAUGAAAGGUUAAAGUGCGUUCGAAUUAACUUAGAAGUCAGAAGCCCGAGCUGAAAAUGACAUCACACCCGAGUUACCAGCGUUUCAAAAACAAAAUUGGAGGUGGAAACAAAAUGGCUACAUCUACGAAAGUUAUUUUAGAGCUUGCCUUGUCCGAAUAUAAAGCAUUUACCCUGAUGACACCAUGGAUGAGGAAAUGCUGAUUUUAGAAGUCUAGAAGUAGAUUUCCUCCUCUGGUAGGACACAAUUUACUGCUUAUAUGGUUAGCGCUAAAGACAACUUGUUAUCGCGCGAUUGUAUCGGCCGCAGGUUCUUGUGAGUUCUCGCGAUUACUGCUGUCCGUAAUCCGCCAUGAAAUUCGUCUCACAAACGGAUCCAGUAGGAAUUGGCGUACAGUGAAAAUCAACACCAUCCAGGAUGCGGUGGAAAUCCUGGGUUAGAAUAGGAGAGGUGGGGGGGGGUUAGCCUUUUCAGGUAGUAAUUGCUUCCUAUUCUAAAGAACGGGGUCACCACCACAGUUAACCAGCAAAACACAAACAUAGGAUUUAAUCAAUUGAUAUCAGGUUUAGCUCGACUUUACAGUUGUUACAUGUGAAAUCCAUUAAGUAUGGUUGUGAAUGUUGCACUUCGCUAGCUUGUAGGCGAACGUUAAUUAACGUUAAAUGGUCGCUACUGACAAAAGCGAACAGUGAAGCAAACCGCUGUCCACACUGUCAACACCCCUGAUUUAUGAGUUAUGAAUGUGGCAUACCUAUUUAUAAACAUAUAUUUAUGUAAACAAAUAGUUGCUUUACUACGAUAUCUUAUAUGGAAAAAGAAUAAUAUAAGAGGCAUGAAAAUGGGACAGAGCCCCAAAGUUGCCUUUAAUAUGAAAUAAUCCCUGUUAUUUGUCAGAAGUACAAGAAAAAAUGUCAAAUUAUGAAAAAAGUCAUCAUUGUGGGAAUGAAAAGAUAAGAUUACGAAAUGAAAUCAGAGAUUUUGAGAUGAAAAUGUAAAUUACUUGAUAGAAAGUCUCAGCUCUAUAGUCCCAAGUAUAGUCCCAUAAUCCCAAGUGAAAAUUGAGAAAUUAAAAAAAAACAAAUGAUGAGGUUUCAUAAUUAUAAGGUUAAAAAUAGUCAUUCUGGCAUGUUGAGGGUUAAAAUUUGAUUUAGAAAAUUACACAAUCGAGUUGGAAUUACGACAGUGACAUUUAUUACACAAUAGAAAGUGUGUGUUUUUGUGAUAGGGCGUUUUAUCUCAGUCAUUUCCAUUCGUAAUCUUGUACUUGCUUAUAAUUAGCUCAUAUUUUGGCAUUUUAUCUCUUUGCUGUUUUCUUCAGAAUUCAACUUUUUAUUUCACAACCACGACUCUUUUUCACAUGAUUCAUAUUUCUAUUUCAGAAUGACACAACCUCAUCAUGUUUCCUCUCUUAAUUUUGACCUUAAGCCUCCUAAUUUUGACUCUUUGACAUUUUAUUCCCCAAACGAUUUCAUCACAUCUUAUAACUAUUUCCGAACCUUUUUAAUCUCUACGUUUAAGCGAGUUUGUCUUACGUGGUUCUUUUGAAGGCCAGCGGCAAAACAUGCAAAUAAUUCUUUAUAAAUAGCAAAACAGUUUUCUAUGAAUUAUGAGAGUUGUGAGUACGAGUUAGCAUCUGCUUGUUAAAAUCAUCCUGAAACAGCCCCACCCCUCACAGCUGCCGUAUGACUUAUCUCAUGUGCGUUUUUUUUUCCUUUCUCUUUCUGCCUCAGGUCCCGGCUCUUCUCCUAUCCAAACCGGUAUGUCGGAUGAGGAUUCGCGUGCCAGCACCAGCUCUUCUUCAUCACCGCCUUCCUCCAGCCAAACCAGACAGAGGGACUCGCUUUGCAAAAAGAAACGGGAGAGCAAAGCCAGCAUGAGCAAGACCUCUAAGCUGCUUUCCACCAGCGCCAAAAGGUAAAACUAAAACUGAAGAAUGAGUACGGAAUAAUCAGUCCUGACAGAUUUCUUAGUUUAUCCCACAAUCAUGCAGGUUUUUCCUUUAUUGUUCCACCUUGUCCUUGUUCCUCCCUGAGAGUCAGUGGGGGGUCUUCCUUUGGACCUGUGAAACACCUCCUAACACCAAUAAAAACUGACUGUUGAUGCAUUUCGCUGAUUUCUUGCACAAAUACUUAAAAUAGAUGCUUCCAGUGCAGCUAUAGGGAGGUUGGAAAGCAAACAAAAAAAGCCCCAGCCAUAAAAUUCAGAAGAACAAGCAGUACUCUUUUAGCACUCUCAGUACUCUAACAUCUGUGCCCAGAUGUCAUACAGGAAGAAAAACACCAUCAAAGAGGAACACAUGUAUAUUUCCCUUCAGACAGUAGCCUCAACAGACCAUAACGUACAUGGUCAUGAGGUACUCACAAAACUUCCCUUUUUAAUCUCAUAAAAAACUGACUUAACCUCUCACUGUCCUUGUGCUUUCGAAACUAUAACGUCAUGAUUGUAGCAGUAUUACGAGUUGUAAUAACUCAGAAAUUAACGAUGUGAACAGGAGGAAUGAUCAAUUUUCCAUCGAAAUAUCUUCAGAUGUAAUACCAUCCCCCAAAGGCCGAGGCAGAUGUUUCUUUGUUAUGCUGCGCCAAAGCUUCCCUGCCGAAUUCUUGCGUUGGUUAUUUGUGGUCGAACACAUGAUGACAACAGCGAGCGCACUCAGCUGCUGAUUCAGAGAGGAGGACAUAAAUAUGACAUGAUGUAAGCGGGUAACAGGUGCUGACGAACGUGGGAUUUGUCUCUCCCAUGAUGGUUGAAGUUAAGUUUAACUCACUGUUUCAUUUCAAGAGGUUUUAUCACUCACAAAAAAAUAGAAAGUUUAACUCGGACUAUAAAUACUGAAGAGUUGUUGUGCUGUGUAGGUGGUUACAUUGAAGGAUAGAUAAACCCUAGAAUUUAUAACCACAAGUUUUUGAAUGCCGUUAUGAAUAGGCUUACCAAGCAGGGGCGUGUCCGAGCUUUUUGGACAGGGUGGCCUACUGACAUAAGCAGGGGUGGCCAAGAAAGCAUUGAAGGAUAUUCCGGCGUAAGAUUAAUUUAGGGUCAAACACACCGUAACACCGAGUUAGACACCCCCUCCAGAGAUGAAUGUUGCCGACCGCUUGCUUCUCUAGUUAUACCAAAUUUAGUAACGACCGCACGAUAGCAAUACACAGCGGUCUGAGGAGCCAUAAACAAACCUCAACCAAGACGCCACUCUACAGCCACAAAUAAUGAUCAGAACAGCACCUAACUUCAUCAACAGUAUAGGGUCCCAGCAGCGCCGACGUCAGCACGGGGGCGUGGUGCGUAACGUGCCAGUGCGGCCAUUUUGACAGACAUAACAACACUACGCGCACUGGAAUGAAUGAAAUUAGGAUGACGUUUGGUUUUAAAAACCAACUAUUUAUAUAUUAGCUGACUACACAGUAACGGAGAACGGAAUGGAGAGAGCAAAACUUGGACUCAACCUCUUGAGCCAGCCUCUGGUGGACACUCGAGGAACUGCAGUUUCUAGCACAUCCUUACAGGCCUCAUUUUUAAAGCAUGAUUGUUAUGGCAUGAUUGCAGCACAACCGGAAUGAUUGAUUUUAACUUAAGACUUAUGUUGAGGUGGCCAAUGAGAGGGCCAGUGCCCCCUCUAGACAUCCCUCUGGACACACCCCUGUUACCUACUUUAUUUACAGAAGAAAUCUCGAUAAAAGGUUGUUUUUCUAAUAAUUUGUUCAACUGAAAUUGUUGAAUGUUUUACAGUGAUUGACUUUCAUCACUUUUUCAUGCAGGAUUCAGAAAGAGCUGGCUGAUAUCACACUGGACCCUCCGCCAAACUGCAGGUAGGUCAUGUUUUUCCUUGAAACCUUGUCGUUGUCAGUCAUGUUUGUGUAUUUAUUAAACUCACUGUUCCAACAUUUUACUUGUGUAGUACCACCUAAACCCAGAGACGAAGCACACUUAACAUUUAGGGUGUUUGAAGGUCGACUUCUCAUUGUCAGAACGGAUCAUUUUGGGAAAAAUUCAGCAAAAAAAUUGAUAACGAGAAAAAUAACUUGUAAUUUCAUGUUCUAUUAAGCAUGAGGACUUUGAUUAGGCUGACCUUCUGCAGCUCGGUUGGCCGUAGUGUUGGGAUUUAAAAGAUUAUCUGUAAAAACCUGGAUGGUCUGGGGUUCAGGCUCCCAUCACAGCGGGCGUCCUCCCUCCUGCGGCGUCCUAAAGGCGAGUCACUGAAUCUCUCCCCGCUGCAGGCGCUGUGCUGCAGCCGAGCCUGACCUUUGACCUCUCUGUGAAAAGAGAAAAGAAAAACAGUAGACUGGCUCAGUAGAUCAAACGAGCCACCUCAGGCCACAGAGCAGCCCAAAAAUCAACACCGUCUGGAUGUAUACGCCGCUGCUUACCGGGGAAAAAAUCUGCUAUUUAUUCUCGUCAGAAGAAGAAGAAAAAAACCUGUUUCUGCUGUUAGUUGUUGUUGUUGCUGCUGACAUUUUUCUCCAGACGUUUUCUCAUGUAUAAUACAUCAACUUCUCAGGCUGAUUUCGCUCUUCUUCCCCGUCUACCUGUCACCUUACAGGCAGCGAUCUGUCCGUCAGUCUGUUGAGAGAGAACAAGCUGUUUGUUUGCUGCAGGCGAGCAGCACCUGGCAUUUACAGAUGCUGUACUGUAACACGUAGAAGAUCUGCUGGAUUUGAGAAAAUACCAGACGUGUGAUUACCUUCUUUAAUAAUGCAAAGUGCGAUAAAUAAGCAAACAUUAAGGAGCGAAUAUCAGGCAUACUGCCACCUGCUAAGAUAGGUGUUUGCAGUAUUUCCCUCCUGAAUCCAUUUUCUACAUUUAACCGGCGUCACUUAAUAUGAGGGUAGCUGAUAGAGAGUGUGAGCUCCAUGUGACUGCAUCAGAACGGUGUGAAAGUACAACUAACAUAUCCAGGACGACAUCCAACGUGAAGAAUGUACACAUACUGAGUGAGAAAACAUCGAGUCUGAACAUAAAAUCAUGUUUCCCACUUAGUGCAUAAUAAUAAUAAUAAUAAUUAAUAAUUAAUAAUGAAUAUUCAGAGUGUUAUGAAAGGUUUGUAAUGGGUCUCCAUUUAUUGCAAAGUUUGAGGAGAGUUCAAGUAAUGGGAAAUAAUGGGUUUAUUGCAAAUAAUGACACUUGAAAAUUUGCUGCAAUGUGAGGAAAAAAUACCGUAAUUAUUGUAAGAAAGGCUCAAACUCUGUUCCCGUGUUAAAACAUUCACUGUGUUCAGCAAUGUCCAGCCUUGAAUGCAGACGUGUAGCUCUUUAUAGUAUCACCUAACAUCAGCUAUUCACACAGCAGCUGAGCUCAGCCUGUGUUAGUGUUGUCAGUAAAUACAGACGAUUAAUCAGGACAACCAACGACAUUUUGACAAACUCUAUAUCAUAUCGUAAGGCCGGUAUCACCAUCAUCGUUUCUUAAGGAAACACAUUUUCCGGCUCCAAUUACAAUCAAUCAAAUCUGAAGCGGUCACCACCUACUGUUUGAUAUAGAUUCUGUUAUGAUGUGUAGAAUAAUGCAUCUUUCACCCCAAUAAUGCAGCUUCUUACAGAAUUGUAUCAUAUUCACUAACAGUUUUUCAGACUAAUUUAUUUCUUCUGUCUUUUUGUACUAACAUUUUUUUCCCCUCUUUAUGUUUUUCAGACACAUUUUUAUUCUGUUUUUUUUUUUUUUGUACUUUUUUUGUUUUCGUCUUUCUGUUUUCUUAGACUGUUUUUUUUUCCUAACUAGGCGAGAUACUUAAAAAUCCUGCAAGAAUCUCAUACAAUCAGAUAACAUUAACCACUGCAGCUGCUCCAAAUCAGCGGAUUCUCCAGCUCCUAGAUAAAUUCGACUACAGGGUCAAUGAGAGUAAAGCAUGUUAUUAGUGAAACAUAGGGUAUACAAAUCCUGAGGUGUCUGCACAAAGAAGACAAACUUGUGAUGAUUCCAUCUAUCUGACUUAAAGAAAGGAGAAUCUCUCAGUGUCUCGAAACCAAAAGAAAGUAAAACUUGAUUAAACGAAACAAGUGGGCCAUGUUUGCUGCCAAUAAAUGGAGCAGAGGGAAAUGAAAGCGUCUGUUUUUAAAUGAUCACGAUCCCAGAGAAGAAGAAAAACAAUUAUUCUGAAAAACAGAACAAAAAAAAUGGUCCAAUAAAGAGAAAAGAAAAAAAAUAGCAAAAAAAAUGAGUCUGAAGAACAGAACAGAAAAAAUUACUCUGACAAACAGAGACUUACCUUUUUUUUUUCUCUCUCUCUCAAUAACUUUAGAUCGCUGGACAGAAAUCCAAAAGUUUGAGUGGCGAUACUUUGCUGAGCCAAACAAUGUCUUCUCUAGAAGAAGACACCAUUUAAUUAUCUAAUAAAGACAGCAGUUUCUCACGUGUUAAUGUAAUUAAAUUGUUGUAUUUUGGCAAAUGCAGAUAAGAAAAUUAACGAUGUGAUUGACUUUAUAUAUCAUAUUUUAUAGCAGCUAUUUGCCUUUUGAAAAAAGUGGUGUAAGUCAAUCUUUAGCUGGUCGUUGUGAGGGGCAGAUGAAUCCACUACCUGGACUCACUUCAGUUUACUCGUUGCCGUUCUAAUCAGACCUGAACUCCACGAUUUUCGAUCACUCAAAAGUUUACCUCUUUUUUCUUUAAACUCAUAAUUUUGAGCAUAUGAGUGUUGAAAAGAGCCUCCACUCGAUCGGUUUGCCUCAUGAUAUAUUCAGCAGACUUUGAACAGUGAAGCGGUCAUUUGCACCUUUAAGCACCGUCCUCUGGAUCUGUGAAAUUCCUCCUUAAAUCAGGAGAAAUCACAGCAAAGCUCGGAGUGGCGUCCACAGGAUAAAUGCGGUCCUCUCUGUAUCAUGACCGCACCGAGACGAUGUUGUUCCCGGUUAAAUUAACGCCUUAAAUCACGGAUUAGAGACGGAUGACUGCAGCUGCGAGUUCUUACAAGGAAGGACAAAAGCAGCAGCAGCAGCAGGUUUCAGCGACAGCCUCGUACCAUUUAGGCGAAUUCAUAAUGAAACGCCUAAUUACAACAGUGAAGUGUGACAGCUUUAAACACUACCUGCCCGCAACAUGAUGGAUUAAAAACCAUGUUUAAUUGAGUUUCUGGUGGUAUAUGAUAAUGCAUUCAAUUAUUACAGAAAUGUUCGCUCAGGCUUUACUCGUCACUGAAGGAGAAUUAUAAAUAUAUACGGAUGAAUCUGGAGCGAUGGUUCAGCUUCUCCUCCGUCUGGUUUUAUCGUCUGAGCUUGAUUAAUGUGCCGAUUGUUUUAAUCACCUCAGACAGUAAUUAUUCAGAGUGUCAUCAACGCCAAAACUGCGAGGUACAGAUUCUUUAUAUUUCAUUUGAUCCUCUGCUUUAGUGCUGUAAUCAACCAAAAAUAUUCUUGGUCGACUAAAACCCUGAAAUUUUCAUCCAAAGAUCGACUCACGGAGGGGUCACGACCCUAACGGCGAACCACUCUGCGGCGGGGCACUGACGCAGGAGUAAAAAUAUACUAAUACUUGAAUACCAUGAAAGAUGAAACGCUCAAAAUUAAAAUAAAUAUUCAGCAAACCACCGGACGUCGAUUAACAUGGAUGCUCUUCACCCCCAAUUUUCACCGCUUCCGGAACAGCCCUGAUGCGGAACUGCAGCGAUUUUCACUGUCCGCCAAUUCCUACCGGAUCUGUUUGUGAGGCCAAUUUCAUGGCCGAUUACAGACAGCAGGAAUCGCGAGAACUCACAAGAACCUGCAGAUUCAUGCUCAAUCACACAAUAACAAGUUGUCUUUAUAAAGACAGCCACAUAGACUAACCAUAUAAGCAGUAGAUUGUGUCCUUCCAGAGGAGGAAAUCUACUUCUAGACUUCUAGAAUCAGUAUCUCCUCAUCCAUGGUGUCAUCGAGAUAAAAUGCUGUCUAUAAACCUUUCACUUGUUCGUCUCCGCCCGUUUACAUGGUGUGAAAUAUGAUCCCCCUGAAACACGGAGUGUUUUAUUUUGAAAAGAAUCCGAAUGUUUUAUUUUGUGACUGUGCACUACUUCCUUUCCAGCACGGGUUAAUCUGUGCUGAAUUUAUUCGCCAUGCUCCGGCGUCCUGAAAAAUAGAAAUCCUGCGAUCCGCAGCGGAACGGAAAGAAGCCUGUGGAAAUUGACACGUUAACUUGAAUGACUAGGAUCAGCUGUGAUUGGCGGAUACGGCCUUUUCGUAGCCGUUCCAGAUGCUGUGGAAAUUUGGGGUGGGAAUUUUGUCGGAAUAUAAGGCAAGCAUUAAAAUAACUUUGGUAGAUGUAGCCAUCUUGUUUCAGACGUGACGUCAUUUUCAGCUCCAACAUCUGACUUCUGAGGUAACUCAACGCAGCAUUAACACGAAUCGACCAAUAAGUCGACCGGUCAACUAGGACUUUACAGCACUACUUUUGAUACGUCAUAUCUUGAAUCAACUCCCUGAAAACAGCUGCUGUUAAAGUGUUUUAAUAACUGGAUGUGAUGAAGCUCAGACGGCUUCUCUCAAACGAUGGAGGAAAAGGAAACUGAUCCUGACUCCGGCUGCUGCAUCCCUUAAUGUCCCGUCAUCACCGCUGAUUGGACUUUAUUGGUGUUUUGAGGCCGACGGGGAGCGUGUGUGUGCGUGUGUGUGUGUGUGUGUGUGUGUGUGUGUGUGUGUGUGUGUGUGUGUGUGUGUGUGUGUUUGAAUCAUUAAAAUCAGCCUCUGAGGAGAGAAAUCUUCUCAUGUGGUGGAAGUUUUUCUCGUCUUUUUAUCACUCAGUUAAUUCGCUCAAACUGAAUUUUCCACACGGUGUCGUGAAACUCUGCCGAAGCCUCAUGUCGACGCCGAUCAAAAAAGCAGAGCGUAACAUCUGCCCCCUCAAACCCCCCCCCGAGGAGCUCCGGAUCAAUACUGUUAUGUCUUGUAUUCAUAACCCCAAGGGGUGCGAGACCACAUGUUCUGCAUGUUGGAGGGAUAAAGGCCGGUCUGCUUUGAGGGAAAAUCAAUACAGAUUACAGAUCAUGACACACAGACACAUCACAGGGGAGCCGCUUUGAAGGGAAACAUCUUCUGAGUGAUGCACCAUGGGAAAAACUUUCUUCACCCUCAAAGAAAAGCAUCGUCUAGAUGUCAUGAUAAUUAAUCUGCGUGGAGGAUUUAUUGGUUUUAAUAAAUAAGUUUUCCAGUUUCUUAAUUACGGCCACGAGAAAUGCGACACGCUUUGAUGCUUUUCUUCUGAUCCGUCGAGCCGCAGAAAUCACCGAAAACUUUGAAGUUUUGUGGAAUUUCCCUUUAAUGACACAUGUUGCACAGAUUUUGUGAAACUCCUCAUAAAACCCCGUUUGUGCAGCGAUUCUUGAGUUUGUCCACAGAGAGCGUGAACGAAUGCGUGACUGGAGCGGGUGUUUCUAUCCCUCUGUAUUUGAUUUUGUUCUUGUCCGUCCUGAUUGGAUGUUCUGAUGUAACAUGAGACAAAAACAUUCACUGACUCUAUAAAUAUACAGGAGUAAUUAAAGUAAAUGUUUCCGCUCGCAGUGCUGGCCCCAAAGGAGACAACAUCUAUGAGUGGAGGUCGACCAUCCUGGGACCGCCGGGCUCCGUGUAUGAAGGAGGAGUCUUCUUCCUGGACAUUGCCUUUACACCAGACUACCCCUUCAAACCCCCCAAGGUACGAACAAUCUGAUCUUAUUCAGAAUAUAACGAAGCUGAGUCAUGAGUCAUGAGUCAUGGCGACCUUUUCCCCUCAGAGGUGUUCAGUAGUCACAUGGUCAGGCUGUUAGGUAGAAGUUUUGGCGCUGUGGGCGGGUACAAAGUUAGUCUCUCUAUAAAGUUUGUCAGCAAAUGCCCUAAUAUGUCCUGUUAGACAGCUGCGUGGACUUUAGACAUAAGUAGGAAUGGGCUCGAUUAAUUGACGAUCGAUUGAUUUAUCGUUAAGAACAAAAUUCUGAUUAAUCUAACGUUAUUUUUAAAAAAGGGCUGACAGUGUGCGUCUGUCCUCCAACUGUUUUCCAGCAAAGAUCACGAUGUCGUGUACAAGUAAAACACGACGACUCCAAUGAUGUUCCACUUGAUGCACAAACAUCUGACUGAGGUUAAUAAUAAUAAUGAUAAACAGUGUUUAUUUAUAUAGCAGUUUUCAUACACAACCAUGUAGAGCAAAGUGCUUCACACAGAAAAAGGAAUAAAAGAAACAUAGAAUACCCAAGUCCACCCCAACCCAAGAUUAAAAGAAUACCCAAAUCUACACCAGACCAUCCCCUCAUUCCCACCCCACGAUCUAAACGCAUCAGAAACAGAAUUAAAAUGCAUCAACUUGAAAAGGGCUUAAUUUCGUGGAAACAGGAGUGUGCGCACUGAGGAAACAUCAUUAUAAAACUCAAGAUAAGGAAACAAUGGAGUGUUAGGUUAAAAUCUGGAAACGAAGUAACAUAGAGUGAAAUUUAGGAAAUUAUAAAUAAAAUGAAAUAAAGACAACAUUAAAAGAAACUGAAAUAAGAGCAACAAAAUAGCUCAACUAUUAAGCCAUAAACUAUAAAGAGAUAAAUGCUAAAACACUUAAACAAAGUUAAUGAUAUAAAAUUCAGUUAAAAGAAAGAUUAAAAAGGUAAGUUUUGAGUUUGGUUUUAGAGUCAUUAAGAUGAGGUGCAGUCCUCAGGUCUUAAUGAAUCCUCCGAGCGCUUUCAGUCUCAGUCUACCAUCAGUUACUUCCCAGCAAGAGGGUUCUGUAGGGUGACCAGACAUCCCCGAUUUCAGGGGACAGUCCCUGUUUUGCAUGACCUGUCCUCGACUAAAGUUGUCCCCCGAAAUGUCCCCAAUUUUAAUGUUUCAUGAAUGAGAAAAAUUCAACAGUUAUAACGGUAGCCGGGCAGGAAGGAAGCGUGAGUGAUCAUGUAGCGUGCAGUCCUGGGGGAUUAAAAAAAACGAUCAAAUUGAUGAUUAAUCGAUGAAGGGACUGUCUUCAAAUGCCCGUCCCUAGAUGUAAGAAAACACAGCAGACCAGCAGGUGGCACAGCACCCCAUAAUCAUAGUCCAGAUCGUUUCAGAACAAGUCUGUCGUUGUCUCUGGUUCAGGAGUGUCCUGAUGUCAGUCGUCCUCUCUCUCUCUGAAGAUGUCUGAGUCUAGUCGCUCUUAAUACACCGACUCAAGCCUCAGUCCACUCUCUGUCAAACUCUUCAAUCAGCUUCUUCUGACAUGGUUGAAGUCCUCGCUGCUGUUUCUGCUUCAUCUUUUCCUCCAUCAUGAUUUUUACAUGAAUGUGCUUCAGUCGAGGGUUUUCAGCUUUGACCUGAAGUGGCUAACCUCUUCCUGUAGAGGGCGCCAUUGACCGUCUUCUGUACAACUAUCUGCCUGCUGUAUUCACUCUGGUUUCAGCUGCGUGUGCUGAACCAGCCUGAAAACUCAGUAUUUCUUCUGUUUGAAUAGUGAUUUAGAUAAACAUUUUAAUGAUGAGAGUUUUCAAAGUUAAACCAGAAAAAUGUUUGAAACAUUUAAGUUCCUCUGAAGACUUUAAUUCAGACGGACCUUCAUUUAAACUCUGCUCUCCUCCUCCUCCACGUCUGAUCAAACCACACCAGUAUGCGAGGCAGCUCAAUCACAUCGCAAUCACGUGAGAGUCCAGCUAUUAUUAUGUCGUAUAACCUGCCCCAAUUAGCACCCGUGAUGGAAAAUGUGUUGCCAAAUCUGGAACUGUACAUUCCGACCUGUUGCCCAACCCUGACUCCAACGGUACAGGAUUUUCAGGAAAACGUCUCUGCCGUUUGAACAGAUUUACAUUCCUGAAACAGAUGAAUGAAAGUAAAAAGAUUUAAAAUGUCGCAGCUUAAAGUUUUUUUCACUCAUGUCUAACAUCCUCUGCUCUGAUUUUAGUUAGACAUGGAGGAGAUAAACUUUUAAGAGACUCAUCGUUAAAGUGAAUUAAGCCAGUAAAUGUCGGAAACAUGUCUGUUAUAUCCGCAAUAAAGUCCUGUCCCUGUGGUAAAACUGGAAUUUUAGUGACGCUAUAAACAGACAAUAUCCGAGCACACUGAGAGUGAGUUUCCUGGUUUCUCCUGUCGUCUUGAAGUUCCUCUUUUCAGCCACUAGAGGGCUUUCAAACCUCACAGAUCACACACACAGUGUAAAGCGACUGCUGGUUGAAAAGCUGUAAAUCUGCAGAUCUGACUCACCCAAGCUCAGCCUCAGCAUAUUUAGUUUUAACAGCCUUGAGUUAUUUUUACAGCUGAUUUUAUACCUUAAUUGAAGUUAUUUGAAAACUUUAAUUGCUGAAUUUUAAAGGUGACUUCCUGGUUUUUUAAUGUCUUUAUUUACAGUAAAAAGGACAGUAGUCAGUCAGAGCAGGAAACAGGGAAGAGAGAGUACACAGAGUACCACCUGUUCGAGUGACGACAGCCCUCGUUUAUGAAGCGUGUCAAAUCAAAUAUGACCCCCGCUGACUGUUUUUGAGAGCAGAAAAAACAGGAUAUAAAAACAGGUGUACAUGGUUAUGAACGAUCAUUCAAAUCAGAGAGUAAUAUCCGCGUAAUUCAGUGAGUUUUUAGAAAUUUGGAUAAAUAUGUCACCAGAAAAGGAACACCAUGUUCCACUUUAGAGAUGCAGAGAUGCCCUCAGAUUGAAAAUCAGACGUUCAGUUUGCAGUUCAGCUCCCACAGUCACAUGUCAAAGUGCGCUCAGCUAGGUCAGCAGAUCUACAUGUAAAAAAAAAAUUAUAUUAGUUUGAUUGAAACAGGAUUUUUUAAACGCGCAAAAUCAAGUCAGUCAAACUAAAAUCCCACGACGUCAGAUUUCUCCGAGCCAGACGAAAAAUCCGAGAUAAUCUGGUCUGGGAUCAACUUUCUCCUGCAUGUUUACACCUCAGUCAGACUUAAAGCGGCCUCAGUGCUUUCUCUGCAGUUAGCACCCUGGGCUUUGACCUGGGAGUCAAACGGCUUAAACACAAUGAAAGAAGAAGAAGGGAUGUGAAAAGAGACGAGUCCAGUCUUUUUACUGUUCACCCGUGUGUGUGCAGGUCACUUUUCGCACAAGGAUCUAUCACUGCAACAUCAACAGUCAGGGGGUGAUCUGUCUGGACAUCCUGAAGGACAACUGGAGCCCCGCCCUCACCAUCUCCAAGGUGCUGCUGUCCAUCUGCUCCCUGCUCACAGACUGUAACCCAGGUAAGACGGAGAGCCGAUUAAAGAAAGCUCCGAGACUUUUCUCACAGCGGGUCGAUAAAUUAACCGUCUUAAUCUGAGAUUUGAUGUGCCUACCAGGGUAUGUACACUACAGGCCAAAGGUUUGGAAGCACGACCAUUCCAGGCCGAACAGUUGGGAGUAACUUCAAGUUUUUGUUCACAAUACUUUUUUUUUUUAAAUCCAGCAUGAGUUUUAUGUAUUUUGGGAUGUAUUUACUCCAUGAUCAGAUGUUCCUUUCCAUUGCUAAAUAUAUGUCAGCAAAAGAAAAUAAGGGCUUAAUUUUAGGGUUGAAAAUAUUUGCAAGAGUCACAACUUCAGUGCAAAAGCAAAAAAAAACAUCACAGUUGGAUUAUUCACUUCAACUUUUUGGCUUUUUAGAGUCUGCAGACAAAAAUCCUAAUAAAUCUCAACUGCCUUCAAACUACCGCAAAAAUGGCUGGAAAGAAGCAACUGAGUAAAGAAACAAAAGUACAGAUUUGGACAUUGAGGAAAGAAGGAUACACAGAAAGAGAAAUUGUAAAACGCCUAAAGGUGUUUAACAAAGGAGUCCACUUCACUCUGAAGAGACUAGAGGGAUCUGGAAGUUAUGAUGAUAGAAGAAGACCUGGACGAAAGAGAGUUACCACAAAAGCAGAGGAUAAACAUGGCAUUGUCACCAGUAAGAGAGAUCGGCGAAAAACAGCACCAAAAAUAAGGGAGGAAAUCAACAUGACAAGGUCGAAACCCAUAUCUCUGACAACGGUAAAAUGACGUUUGAGAAAGGCUGGUCUGACGGGUUGUGUAUCUGCAAAAAAACAACACUACUUCGUCCACAGAGCAAAAAAAAGAGAUAUGAGCGGGCAAAAGCUCACAAAAAUUGGACUUAUGAUGACUAGAAACAAGUUUUUUUUUUUUGUUUCAAAACGCAGAGUCUAUGUCCGCAGACAAACUGGUGAACUUUCGAAAGCACCACGUGUUACACACACAAUUCAGCAUGGAGGUGGUAGUUCCAUGGUAUGGGGAUGUUUUGGAGGUGACAGAGUAGAAGAUUUGUUUGACGUAAAGAGCAUCAUGAAGAAGGAACAGUACCACUCCAUCCUCCAGCACCAUGCUGCUCCAUCUGGACUCAGACUUGUGGCUCAUAAGUUUGUUUUGCAGUAAGACAAUGACCCUAAGCCCUCUGCUGAGCUCUGUCAGGGUGACCUAGACAAAAAAGAAGAGGAAGGUGUUCUUCAAAAGAUGGUUUGGCCCCCUCAGUCUCCAGACCUUUCUCAAACUGAGCUCGUGCGGGAUGAAUUGAAUCGAUCGGUCAGAAAAACGCGUCCCACGAAUCAGCCGUCUCUUUUUAAUGAACUUAAGAAAGCUUGGAAUGCAAUCCCUGGAACAUACCUUAGAAAACAUGUGGAACGAAUGCCUGGUAUAUGCCAAGCUGUUGUUAAAGCCAGAGGAGGUUACUUUAAAGAAAGCAAAGUCUAAGCAACAAUAACUCAAAUAAGUUACUCUUUACACAAUAGUCAUGUUUGUUGUGUUGCAAAUUAUCUAUAUGAAACUAUGAUCUUUUGGCCUGUAGUGUACGUCUUCAUCAUUUCUGUACGUGCACCACCUGUAGCACCAGGAGAUGUAGGCCAAAGGGAAGCUGCUGCGCCACCACUUACUUGUUUUGCUGACUUUUAGAAACUUCACGCAGUCCUCACCUACUUUUUCGUGGUCUCUCACCUCAUGUUCACGUCCAAGGUGAGAGAAAGAAACAAACUGGAGCGCAUUUUGAGAAGUGAACUUUAAACCAUCUUUUUGACCUCCUUACACACUCGUCUGCGGUUUCGCUGCACAACAGAAACCUGAAACUUAUGCUGGAAACAUAACUGAGUGCCAGCAUGACAGGAAACUCGGCGUCAUGUGGGCACGCUUUUUUAUUUUAUAAAAACUACUCGAUGUGCAAGAGUGAGAGCAGACGGGGAGUUUUUCACAUUCUACCCAAUUUUUUUUUUAACACAUGGAUGUGCUGCUUUAUUGAAACAUAUGAGUCAACAGUCUAUCGUACACCUUAUUGUGCCACAUAUUCUGAAAAUAUAACUUUCCAAAUCAGAUCAGGCAGAACUGAAACAGGUGGCUUUAACCUGUGGUGAAAAGAGGAGGCAGAUUUUCCGUUGUUUUUUACGCUAAAAGCUGAAGAGGCGAGGCAGAUUUUAGAGUCAGAUGUUUUUAUACCGCGGAACGAAACGAAAUGUAGAAUAACAGGUUUGUUUUUAAAAAAAAUAGUGUCUUCUUUUUUUUGUCCUGAUUUGACUUUCUGGUGUUUUUCCUCUCAGCCGAUCCCCUGGUAGGAAGCAUUGCCACCCAGUACACGACUAACAGAGCAGAACAUGACCGAACAGCCAAACAGUGGACAAAGCGAUACGCCACAUAAACCCACAGAGGACGGCCGAAGAGGAGGAGGAGGAGGAGGAGGAGCAGCAGGAGGAGGAGGAGGAGGAGGGUUGGGGGGGCUCAGGGUGGUAUGUGUUGGGGGGUUAUUUGUAUCUCAGAUUUUUAGUACUUUAUUGUCUGGUAUAUUUUUUGCUUCCUGAUUAAGUUAUCUCCGCAGAUAUGGUAAUAAAGGAACACAAUGGAAAGGAAGUCUG